This is a messenger RNA of Sitodiplosis mosellana (orange wheat blossom midge), 12078 nucleotides long. RefSeq names its product dynein axonemal heavy chain 7 (gene Dhc36C). The record is from RefSeq and is a predicted model, not a curated record. The transcript has 32 exons. Gene Ontology annotation, biological process: microtubule-based movement. The coding region runs from base 1 to 12078 and encodes 4025 amino acids. Lineage: Eukaryota; Metazoa; Arthropoda; Insecta; Diptera; Cecidomyiidae. Gene Ontology annotation, cellular component: dynein complex. Gene Ontology annotation, molecular function: ATP hydrolysis activity; dynein light intermediate chain binding; dynein intermediate chain binding.
AUGGAUAGAAAAAGAAAAUUGGGUAAAAUUGAUGAGAACCCAUCGGAAUCGAGUGAAAGGCCAAAAGUAUUUACAGCAUUACAUCGUGAUCCGAAAUAUCGAAAAGCAAAUGCCGAAUUUCUAACGAGACGCCUUCGCUUGGAAUUUGAUAAGCUGACAACCGCUCGGCCACUUUGCAAAGGGGCCUCAAGCAUACCUCCGCUUCCACCGGAAUUACGAAAAUCACAUCGAAUCAAAUUAAGAACCGAUGCAAAAAAAUCAAGAAAACGAAAAUUUCCCAACUACACAAAAAUGCGUGAAGAGCGAGAGGAGUUUCGUAAGACAUUGGUUGAGUUGAUCGUGGCCAAAGAAACUGAAGAUAAAACGGGCGACACAUUUCCCAAUUCACAAGAGCGUCAGCUUUUAAGAUAUUACUAUUAUAUCAAGCAUGGCAUAGAUACAAAUCACAUCGCCCCGAUGACUAAGCGAAUGCUGAAUAAGAUUCUGCGAUUGGUUCCGAAGCGACUGACAAAAUGGCAGGACAUCAUCGAUACGAAUGUUGAUGAAAUCAAAUCAGAGUACAUUUUCGUUUCGAAAAAAUCGGUUGUGGAUUUCGUACUGGGAAAAUCGCUAGAUAAUUCAUGCGACAACCACAGCAGCAGUGGCAGCGGCGACGGCGGUAGUGAUGCGAAAAUAUCUCAGGAACGUCAUGAAAUAAAAGAAAUUGGAAAGCAUCAUGCACAUGUAAUCCAUGUGAACCGUCGAGCAAUUAGUCGCAACCUCUACGUCAUCACACCAUGUCUACGACAAAUGCUUGCGCUUUGGCACACAACAUAUACGAAGCUGUGUUUCAUCGAUGCCGAAGACUUGCUUCGUCAUGUUGGUACAUUUGAUUUGGUUGAAUUCAUCACGACAAUAAACAAACAAAUUGAAGAUACGAGAGAGAUUUUGUCCACCAAAUGGUAUGACGCAUUGAAAUUGAUAUUUGGAUCGGCGAUGAAGAGGAAAGUGAUGCCGGACGCAACAAAACCGAGAGCGUUGCAUCGAUUUUUCGAUUGUGUUGCAUCACAAAUGACUCAUUGCUUGCAGGAUAUUGCCGUGCGAAGUCUCAAAAUAUUCGUCCAAUUCAUGAAAAAUAGAUCCAAUCCGAGAAUUCAAUUGCACGUUAUGCUCGAAGACGAAGAUCGAAUGGUAUUUUGUCCGACAUUUGUGAAAAUUCACACGGAAAUUUUGCACAUCGUAGAGAGUGUGCUGGGUGCUGUACAGAAUUUCGAGCGCAUCGAAACAACAAUGCCAAAUUUCUCCGAAUUUCUUCCGCGAAAUAAUUACCUGAAACCAAUCAUUGCGGCCGACAUAAUUGACGAAUGUAGAAGGCAAAUCACCGAUGUUUUGGAAGAGGAACGUAUCGUGCCCGAGUUGAUGUUACAAGACUUUGAUGACUAUAUGGAUUUAAUGAAUGGCGCCGAUGCGGACAAAAUUUACAAUUUCAUGAAUUCCAAUCCGGCAUUUGAAGAGUACUGCGAGCUGAUUAAUCACUACAAUGAUGUAGAGUACGAAAUAUCCGUGAACAUUUGGGGCAUUGUUUCGAUAGGAUUUUAUGAGUUUCAUCGUACCUCAUUAAUCGGUACGCUCGAAGUGUUAGCUAAAUUCAUGCAAACUGAACUCCUCACAAAAAUGGUUGCCGACCAACAAGCCGACAUGGCAAAAUUACAAAGUGAAUACGAGGAGAUAUCAAAACAAGCGCUCACCAUUCCCAAAAACACCGCCGAACUAAUGAAUUCAAAAGCGUAUACCGAGCGAACACAGGCCGAAGUCAUACCAGAAAUGGAAAAGAGAUUGAAAUUGAAUUUGGAUCAUUUCCUUUGGUUGAUGGACCAAACAAUUUACACGCCAUUGGAAAUCAAACAGAAUAGCAUUACGUUUCAGUGGUAUUUGAAAAUGCCGUCAGUUUUUCUGCAAAAUCAACAAAUCGUCGAACAGAAAACCAUUGAAUACCAAGAACUGUUGAGAAAACGGAUUGAGCAAUUUCGUCGUGAUUUGGAUUUGUAUUGGGAACAGUUAUUGGAAUACGAUGUUUGGGGUGAUAUUACGCUCGUUGCAAAGUACAAACGCAAAGCGAACGUUUUAGAUGCUCGGCUAACGGCUGCACUGGAAAAAAUCGAGCGCAUAAACGAAGAGGAAAAAUCAUUUGGUUGGCCACUGUCAGAGUAUCCAUUGCGAAAGCAGACACAUGUGAAAUUGAUGCCGUAUAAAAAACUGUUCGAUGCGGGUCAAGAUUUUAUUGAGAAACGUGAUUUAUGGCUAAAGAGUCAAGUGGGUACAUUCGAUCCGGAGGACAUAGCCAAGAGCAUUGAAACUAUUUAUGAUGAUUUAUUGAAAUUAAGCCAAGGGUUCGAAGAGCAUCCGCAAUCUCGGCGACUCGCCGAGGAUAUCAAAAUAAAUAUCGACGAAUUUAAAUUGAACAUGCCAAUUAUACAAACUCUAUGUAAUCCAGGGCUGAAGAACCGUCAUUGGGAACAAAUUUCGGAGAUGGUGGGUUUCCCAAUCGUUGUUUCGGCCGAGCUAACGCUGGAAAAGGUUAUCGAAUUUGGACUGGAAGAUUAUUUGGCACGGUUCGAAAAGAUUUCGCAAAGUGCAACCAAAGAAAAUAGUCUCGAGCUUGCCAUGAGCAACAUGAUUGUCGAAUGGCAGGGCAUCGAGUUUUCCAUCCAUUUUUUCCGCGACACAUACAUCUUGGCAAGUGUAAAUGAUAUUCAAACGCUGCUCGACGACCAUAUCAUUAAAACGCAAACCAUGAAAAAUUCACCAUAUAUCAAACCGUUUGAGACGGAAAUUUUAUUAUGGGAAUCAAAAUUGGUGCUACUGCAAGAGAUUUUGGAUGAUUGGCUUCGUGUUCAAGCCACAUGGAUUUAUUUGGAGCCGAUUUUCUCCAGUCCUGACAUUCAACAACAAAUGCCCGAAGAAGGGCGACGUUUUGGUGCCGUUGACAAAAUUUGGAAGGAGCUUAUGAAACAAGUUCAUCUAGAUCCGGCUGUGAUGUCUGUUGUUGAUAUCGACAAAAUGUCGGAAAAACUUAAAAAAGCCUUCAGUUUACUGGAAAUAAUUCAAAAAGGGCUUCAUACCUACCUCGAGAAGAAACGCUUGUACUUUCCAAGAUUUUAUUUCCUCUCAAACGAUGGUUUACUGGAAAUUUUGGCUGAAACAAAAGAUCCAACUCGAGUGCAACUUCAUCUUAAAAAGUGUUUCGAAGGCAUCAGUUCGUUAACAUUCACUGACAUGCUUGAAGUAGCUGUUAUGAAAUCGUCUUAUGGUGAAGAGGUUGAAUUAACGCAGGUAAUAUCAACGGCAAAAGCACGUGGUCAAGUUGAAAAAUGGCUUCUCGAAUUGGAGCGUGUAAUGAAGGAAACGGUUCUGGCGCAAAUUUUCGAUGCGAUUGAAAGUUAUUCGAGCCAAGAAUUUGGCGAAUGGAUUUUGCAGUGGUCGGGGCAAUUUGUAUGCGCAUCAACUCAUGCAACUUUCCUCGUCGAGUUUACCAAACAGAUUGAUGCAGCCUUACUGUCAACAAACAAUACAAAGUUUGCAUUCGAGAAAACAGCGCAAAAGCUCGAGAGGCAAAUUGAAAAAACCGUUUCGUUACUUAGACGAAAUCUAUCACCCGGCAAGCGUUUAAAUUUACGAACUUUACUGAUAUUGCUCAUUCAAGCGCAGAAUAUUUUAAACCGUUUAAUUGAAAAGAAUGUCGAUUCAGUGGAACAUUUCGAGUGGAUGGGUCAAAUGCGCUACUAUUUCGACGAGUAUAAAAUCGAAGUAAAGAUGCUGUUGUCAAAAUUACUUUAUGGUUUCGAGUAUAUUGGCAAUAAAUCUUGUAUGGUUAUCACUCCAUUGACUGACCGAUGCUAUCGCACUGUUUUUGUUGGACUCAAUCAACAUUUCGGCAUGGCACUACAGGGUGAGGCUGGCAUAGGAAAAACGGAAAUAGUCAAAGAUUUGGCCAAGGCACUUGCCAGAUAUUGCAUUUCAUUCAAUUGUGCCUACGAUUUGGACUACAUUGUAAUGAGUAAAUUCUUCAAAGGACUAGCUGCAUGCGGAGCAUGGGUUUGCUUUGACAAUUUUAAUCAUAUCGAGUCGGGUGUCUUGUCUGUUGUGGCACAUUAUAUGCAAACGAUCCAAGAGGCAUUGAAGUUGGCCCAACCGAAUUUCAUCAUCGAUGGUAUAAUGUUGCCGAUGAAUUCGAGCUGCGCUAUUUUUACUACGCUCAGUUCAUUGAAACCGAUAAAUUGUCACGAGAAAUUACAUGACAAUCUCAAGACUUUGUUCCGACCGAUAUCGAUGAUGUUGCCCGAUAUGAAGCGCAUAGCCGAAAUCGAAUUGCUAUCGCAUGGUUUCGAAAAUGCACAGUCAUUAGGGAUUAAAAUCAUUACGAUGUUUCAAUUAUGUAAGGAGCAGCUAAUAGCUCAGCCGCAUUAUGAUUUCGGGAUGCGAACCAUGAAAACCGUGUUGGAAAUGAGCGAACGAGCCAAAAUCGGAGGAGCGACCGAGAAAAAUGAAGAGGCAAUGCUCAUUGAAAUUAUUCGCAAAACCAUUUUAUGCACACUAGAUGAUGAAGAUGUUUCUAUUUUUGAGUCUAUUUUAAGCGACAUUUUCGGCAAUAAAUGUACCAAGCCGUCUGAAUCGCCCAUACGGCAAGCCAUUGUCGAUGCUUGCACGGCACAAAAUAUAAAUGCGACGAAAUAUUUUGUGGAAAAAGUUUAUCAACUUUACGAAAUGUUGCACAUCCGUGCCGGGAUAAUGAUCGUCGUCGGUGAUUCAUUUGCAGGCAAAACGACGACAUAUCGAGUUCUCAGAGAAGCACUGGCCAUUUUGGAACAACGACCGCCAACGACGGCGGCGACGGAAAUAAAAGAGAGCCAUCCGAUGUGCACGAUUAUUAAUCCGAAAAGUGUAACUAUUGGUCAAUUGUAUGGUGGUUUCGAUGAAAAAUCGCAUGAAUGGCGAGAUGGCAUUUUGGCAAUAAAUUUCAAGCAUUUUAUCAAUGCCAACGACACUGACAACGAAUACAAACGAAAGUGGUUAAUAUUCGAUGGGCCCGUCGAUACGGUUUGGAUGGAGAAUAUCAAUAGCGUGUUGGAUGAUAAUCGAAAACUUUGUCUCACUUCGGGUGAUAUAUUUUAUUUGAGCAGCUCCAUGAAUCUUUUAUUCGAAGCAUUGGAUUUGGCAGACGCAUCACCAGCAAUUGUGUCUCGUUGUGGUGUCGUUUACAUGUCGUCGGUUUCGUUGGGCUGGCAGCCAUUGCUCGAGCAAUGGAAAGCAAAAUUACCACACAUUCUCGAAGAUGUGAACAAGCAAGAAAUAACCAAUUUGUUUAUGCGAUUUUGUCCAAUCCUUUUGUAUUUCGUUCGGCAUUCAUUCGGAGCAAGGGGAAUGCUAUACACAACCGAUUCGAAUUUGAUAACGUCGCUAAUGAACCUCUUUGAAUGCUUUAUCGACGAUUACUAUGAUGAAAAAACCACAUCAACACUCACCGAACUGGAUGUUCGGGCGCAACUGGAGGGAAUGUUCUUCUUCUCUUGCAUAUGGUCAUUGGGCGGUGCAUUGCCUAGUGAAACGAGUCGCUUGUCAUUUUCAGUGCUAUUCCAUGGCUUAUUGUUGAAAGACUUUCCAAACGAACUUUAUGAAAAGUUUAAUAUUCCCGACGAACUACAAGUGACCAGUUUGACAAAGCCGUACAUUUUUACAAUACCGAAGGCGGGCAGUGUUUUUGAUUAUCGCUUUAUUUGCGAAGGCAAGGGCAAAUGGAAAUUAUGGUCGGAUGAAAUCGCUAUAGCACCUCCAUUAUCUCGUGAUAUCCCCGUCAAUCAAAUCAUAAUUACAACUAAAGAGACUGUUCGCAUUUAUGCACUCCUCGAUUUACUUGUACGCCAUGGAAAAGCCACUCUACUCGUUGGGCCAACAGCAACCGGCAAAACCAUUUAUGCUCACGAUUUCUUAUCGAAGAAAAUCGAUCAACACGCUUAUGUUUCAAUUAACAUGAAUUUUACAGCGAACACAACGGCAAAACAAGUGCAACAAAUUAUUAUGGCGCGAUUGAGUAAGCGUCGCAAAGGGGUAUUUGGUCCGCCUCUAGGCAAACAAUGCGUCAUUUUCGUUGAUGACCUUUCAUUACCAGAACCAGACGAUCAAAGUAGCUCACAGUCGGCAGUCGAACUACUUCGCAUGUGGAUUGAUCACUCCAUUUGGUAUGAACACAAGGACUUUGUACCAACCAAACUCAUCGAUUUGCAGAUCAUGUGUUCAAUGCUCUCGCCCCAAUAUAACGGACGAAGCAUCACUCCACGGUUUUUACGCCACUUCAACAUCAUUGCGGUCGAUGAAUUCAAUAACGAGAUUCUUCGGUCUAUUUUCAGUAAAAUCGUUUUAUGGCAUUUGGAUGCGCGCGGAUUUUCCAAGGAAUUCGAUCCUUGUAUUGAUGAAAUCGUUCUUGGAACUAUGUCUAUUUAUAAUGAGGUUCAAAAAAUAUUGCUGCCCACACCCGCCAAAUCUCAUUAUCAAUUCAAUGUUCGUGAUUUUUCGCGAGUCGUUCAAGGUGUUCUGCUGUCGGUGCCUGAGGCGAUUGAAGGAAUCGAUACAAUGCGAAGGCUUUGGGCACAUGAGAUUGGGCGUGUGUACGGUGACCGUCUGGUCAAUGCUUCAGAUCAACAGUGGUUAUUCGAUCAGAUUUGUCGAGCCGUUGAAAGUAAUUUACAUACCACACCACAAGAGCUGUUCAGUCGAUUUAUCGAUGCGGGCAAACCGAUUAUACCAGACAAUUUACGUAAGCUGAUGUUUUGUGAUUUUACAAAUCCAAAAGCAGACACUCGAAAUUACUUGGAGGUUCAGGACUUGGAUGAGCUUCGAUAUGUCGUGGAGUGUUAUCUUGUUGAAUUUAAUAACAUGUCGAAACGACCAAUGAAUUUAACAAUGUUUCGAUACACUGUCGAACAUUUGUCUAGAAUAUGCCGUGUUUUAAAACAACCACGAUCUCAUGCGUUGUUAAUCGGCAUCGGUGGAUCUGGACGACAGUCUUACACUCGUUUGGCCGCUCACAUUAUGGACUAUGAACUAUUCCAAAUUGAACUGAGUCGAACCUACUCGUUGGAGGAAUGGACGGAAUUUUUGAAGGCUAUGCUUUUGAAAGUCAGCUCAACCGAAUCCCAUGGAGUAUUUCUCAUAACCGAUGCUCAAAUAAAGGACGUUCGAUUUUUGGACGACAUCAGCAAUCUCUUGCAAUCGGGUGAAGUUUUACGUUUAUUUGACCCGGAUGAAAUUAAGGAUAUUUGCGAAAAAAUGCUAGCGAUUGACAAGCAACGAGAUAAAACACUUCAAACCGAUGGAUCGCCAAAGGCAUUGUAUGAAUUUUUCGUUAAUUUGAUUCGUGAACAAUUGCAUGUGAUUUUAUGCAUGUCACCAGCUUGUAAUCGCUUCCACGAAAUAAUUCGUGACUAUCCAUCAGUUAUAAAUGCCUGCAGUAUUUCAUGGUUCCAUCCAUGGCCCGACGAUGGUUUGUAUGCAGUCGCACAACGAUUUUUAACCGAAGAAGGUUUUGAACAUCUAACCGAACCUGAAACAUCAGCCGCCAUAAUAAUGUUCAUGGAAUUUUUCACAAGCACAAUGUCAUUGACUCAGGAAAUUUUCAUGCAACACCAUCAACGUGUCAACAUUCCGCCAAUGAGUUAUGUCGAAUCGAUAACCAUAUUCAAAGAUAAAUUGGUGAAGAAAAAAUUGGAAUUUAUGAAACGAGAAAAAAAAUAUCGAAUCAGUUUGGAGCGAGUGGCGGAAUCGUCCGAACAAAUGGUUUCAAUGCAAGAUUCAAUCGAUGCACUGGAGCCACAAUGCAAGAUAGCCUCGGAAAAAGUUUCGAAGCAAGUUUCUGAUGUGCAAACGGCGCAGGAAGCGGUCGAUGAACAGCGUGAAGUUGUUAAAAAGGACGAACUAACUGUUUCCGACCAAUCGGCUCAGGCCAAUGACUUGGAGGAACAUUGUAAAAAUAUAAUGGAAGACGUUAUACCUCAGAUGAAGGAAGCCGAAGAGUCUUUGUCUUCGUUGACCCCAGCCGAUUUGGCAUCGGUUCGUACGAUGAAAAGCCCUCCGAUGCCCGUAAAAGUCGUUAUGGAAGACAUUUGCAUUUUGCGUGACAUAAAACCGGAAAAAGCGACGGUAACCAUCGAAGACUACUGGUCGUUGUCGAAAAAGAUGCUUAACGAUCCGAAAUAUGUAGAGUAUUUGCUAACGCUGGAUAAAGACAUGAUUCCGGAUCACAUAAGCGAAAAGCUACAGGAAAAAGUACUGUCAAAUGAUGCAUUCGAUGUGGAAAAAAUUAAACUAAUUUCGGUAGCAUGUGAAAUGCUGUGCAAAUGGGUGAUUGCCAUUGUGAAAUAUGAUAGAGCUGCCAAAAUUGCUCUACCCAAACGGCUUGAAUUGAAAGAAGCGGAAACAAUUCGUGAUGCAUCGAUAGCGCAAUUAAAUUCGAAAACCGAAGAGCUUCGUUUGCUCGAAGACAAUUUGAGCGAUUUGCAAAAGCAAUUGAAAAUUGAGAAGGAUAAUUUCGAGAGCUUAAAAUCGGAUCAUGAACGGUGCAGCAAAAGAUUACAGCGCGCAACUGAAAUAGUCGCAUCGCUAGGCGGUGAAAAAGAGCGGUGGCAACAGUCAAUGGAAGACAUACAAACGAAAUCAAAAUAUCUCAUCGGCGAUGUGCUCGUUUCGAGUGGAAUUGUUGCCUAUUUGGGCCAGCUUACGGAAUCAUAUCGACGCAAACAGAUUCAAAGUUGGAUUGAAAAAUGCACUUCACUCGGUUUAUACUGUGAUCCUGAAUUUAAAGUGGAGAACGUUUUUGCCGACAAAGUUCAAGUGAAAUCGUGGAAUGUUUUUGGGUUGCCCGACAAUCGAUUUUCCGUUGAAAGUGCAGUUAUUUUGCAAAAUACACGUCGAUGGACGUUAAUAAUAGAUCCACAAGGUUUCGCAAACAAAUGGAUUAAAAAUUUGGAAAAAGAAAAUCGAAUAUGCAUCAUUCAAGUAAGCCAACCAGACUAUUUACGUGUUCUUGAGAAUGCGAUUCAGUAUGGGCUGCCGGUUUUGAUGGAGAAUGUAGGUCUUGAUUUGGAGCCGUGUAUGGAAUCCGUUUUAAUGAAAGAAGUAUUUAGGCAAAGUGGCACACGUCACAUCAAGCUGGGCGAAAGCCUUAUCGAAUACAAUGACGCCUUCAGAAUCUACCUUACAACGAAAUUGGCGAAACCGCAUUAUCCAGCUGAAGUAGCGGCAAAAGUGGCUAUUUUGGAUUUCAGAGUAACUUCAGCUGGAAUGGAAUCGUAUUUGCUCGGUGUAACUGUUCUAAGAGAGAGAUCAGAUGUCGAAGCAGAGAAAAGUCAAAUCGUUUCAAUGAAAGUGGACACAAAUAGAACACUUAUCAACGAGGAAAACAAAAUUCUCGACACGCUCUCAACCGAUGAUCAUCUAUUGGAGCACGAUGCUGCGGUGCAAUUAAUCAGUGCGUCGAAAAUUCAAAUAAAUGAAUUACUUGAAAAAAUUAGUGUUGCCAAAGUGACCGAAAAGCAAAUUGAUGUAACACGCAUGGCAUACAAACCGCUGGCCGCACAUGCCAGCAUCAUUUAUUUUACCAUCGAUGAAUUGAUGAACAUAAAUCAAAUGUACCAAUACAGUUUGUCAUGGUUUGUGGGUCAUCUUACAUCGGCCAUCGACAAUACGGAUAAAGUCGACGAUGUCCAGCAACGAAUCAAAGACUUAAAAAAAUACCUUACCUAUUUUAUCUACACCAAAUUGUGUCGAAGUCUUCAAGAGAAGGAAAAAAUUGUCUUUUCAACACUUCUUGCAAAGAAUGUCAGCAUUACGGAAAAAUUGGCCACCAAAGAAGAAUGGGAAUGCCUAUUCUCAAGUGGCAAGCUGAAAAAUUGGAAUGAAAAUGACCCUAACAAACCUGAUUGGAUAUCUACUCAAACAUGGUCGGCACUCAAAAGGCUCUCGACGGUGGCUAGUUUUUCCGAUGUUAUAGACAAGCUGCUGGAAAAUGAGUCACAGUGGCGAAAUUAUGCCAAACAGACCGAGUCAAAUGAAAUUAAUUUUCCUGCUGGCUGUUAUCGUUCCGAUUUGACAUCGUUUCAGAAGCGAUUGCUGUUCUCUUGCUUUCAGCCAAUGAAAUUGAUUGUCGCCCUUUAUUCGUUCAUUGAUGAGACACUGGGCAGUGAAUUUACCGAGUCACCCCCUUUCGAUUUGGCAUCGGCAUUUGGCGAUUCAACAUGUUGCAAACCGUUGCUCUUCAUUUUAUCAUCGAAUUACGAUCCAAUAAAAAGCAUUCGACAUCUGGCCGAGACACAAUUAAUCGAUCGAAAUCGAUUGACAUCGUUGUCGAUGGCGAUGGGUGAACAGCAAAAUUCAUUAGCAAUAAAAUUGGUGGAAGACGGAAUUAAAUCGGGUGAUUGGGUUAUUUUACAAAAUUGUCAUUUGGCCAUCGAUUGGAUGAGCGUUCUGGAACGAAUAUGCGAUAAUCUUGCACCGGACACAACGAAUCAAGAUUUUCGUUUAUGGCUCACAUCGCAUUCGACGCACAUUUUUCCACUAUCGAUAAUUCAGGGUAGCGUGAAACUUGUCAACGAACCACCAAAACGAUUGCGAGGUACGUUGAUGCGCACAUUUAGUUGCCAACCACUCACCGACGACAGCUGGAUAAGUGAAAACAAGCAUCCGAAUCAACUCAAAGCACUGCUGUAUUCGUUGAGUUUCUUGCACGGUGCCAUUUUGGAACGACGUAAUUUCGACUCAAUUGGUUGGAAUCACCAUGCAUACGAUUUCAAUGACACGGAUCUUUUCAUGAGCAUUUAUCAAUUCUAUGAAUACUUGAAUGCAUUUAAUAGCAUUCCAUUUGAAACUUUACAAACAUUGCUAGCGGAGUGCAAUUAUGGGGGUCACAUGAAUGACAUUACCGAUCUCAAAUGCUUGAAAUUAUUCACCGAACAUUUUUGCUCACGUGAAUUCUGCGAAAGCGGUGGCAAAUUGGCGAAUAAUACGAUGAAAAUUGAGGCCUACUUUCCGGAUAAUUACUCGACAAUUGAUUCGAUUAUAAGUCAUAUAAAAAGUCUAGACGAUAAAAAUGAUGCCUCCGUUUGCGGAUUGCAUCCGAAUUCAAACGUUCUGCGCGAACGAAAUGAAACCAAUUUUCUGAUUGCAAAUGUUACAUUAGCACAGGACUAUUCGUUGAGAUCAUCAGAGAAUGAGCCGUUGCUUAAUGCGGUCAAAGAUAUUUUAGAAGCCUUACCAAAUGAGUUUGACCUAAAAAUACUGAAUGAAAAGCAUCCAACCUCAAAUUCACUGAAUUUGGUGCUACUACAAGAGAUACGGCAAUACAACCGAUUACUAAAUUGCAUACGUACCACAUCGAUGGAGGUUUUAGACGCAAUUCAAGGCCGAAUCAUUCUGUCGCGCGAUAUAGAAACCGUUGCUAUGGCGAUCGCUAAUUCGAAAAUACCAACUGUUUGGUUAAUGAAUUCGUAUCCAACCCUGAAAUCACUUGGCAGUUUUGUCAAGGAUCUGCAACAAAGGAUAACAUUUUUCCAGGUGAUUGCAUGGAUUGAAACUGGUUCGCCUCGGAUCUAUUGGUUACCGGCAUUCUUUUCAGCUCAAUCAUUUCUUGCGGCCAUUCAACAGAACUACUCCCGCAACCAUGGCAUCGCGUACAAUCUCUUGACAUUCGAUUAUUUGACAGAUGAGACGGCCGAUGGUGAAUGUGUACCGGAAAUUGGAUGCUUAGUAAAUGGUCUGUUUUUGGAUGGAGCUGCAUGGUUGAACCAUUUGGUUGAAGCAAAAAAUGGUUUCCUCUUCGAUGAAAUGGUAACGAUCCACGUAAAGCCAACGAAGCGAGACGAUCUAAUUUUGGCGGAUGGUAAUUUCUACGAAUGCCCCUUAUAUAAAACCUUGAAGCGUCAGGUUUUAACAUGUGGCAAGAAGAAAAGUAGCAAUCUUAUAACAUUCGUUCAUCUAAAGUGCAGUGACGAUCUUUCGCCCAAUCACUGGAUUCUUCGUGGAUGUGCGCUGAUAUGUCAAUUAAACGAUUAA